AUGGAUGGGGGAGGGGGGCGCAGUCGGAAGGGCACGGGGCAGGGUGAAGAAACGGCGCAAGCGAUGGAGACGAGCAGCAGUGGGCGAUGGAUCGAGAAAUCGAGCGCGAUCAAGACAAGCGGGGGUGGAGAGUCCCAGACAGGCCAGAAGAGAAAGAAGAAGAAAGAAGUGUCGAUGGACUGGCGAGCAAGAGACCGAGUAAUAGAAGAGAACAGGUUCGCGAUAAGCAAUGAGGCGGAGUUUCGCGUACCGACAGACUACAAGUCAAGCUUCUCUUGGUUCUCUAGUUUGAGGCUAAAAGGAGCCUCUCCACUUGGUUUGACGUGGAAGACGAUGAAGAAGAAGAUUAAUCGCCGUGAUCCCCGUGUCGUCAUCGAGGAAUGUCGCUUGGACGAUCGCUUUGCGGGGUUUCAGUUUGAAUAUUAUGGAGAAAGCAAAUUGGUUCCCUCGUCACUAACGCCGUAUCGUGACCGAUGCCCAAGAAAGGCACUGGGGGGAGAGCUGAGAGCAAAUGGUCCUGAGCUGAAGAUCUACAUGCCUACUGCCUGUGAUAAUGCCGGGGAUGUCACAGAGUCAAUUAAGAUUCAUAUAGUUUGA
Molecule: messenger RNA, 597 nt
Organism: Aspergillus wentii DTO 134E9
Lineage: Eukaryota; Fungi; Ascomycota; Eurotiomycetes; Eurotiales; Aspergillaceae
Exons: 3
Coding region: 1-597 (198 amino acids)
Source: RefSeq, a predicted model, not a curated record